AUGCCAAUCUACAAACACCACAUCGCCCUCUUGGGCGGGGGCACAAUCGGCCUCUCAAUGACAGCCCUCCACCUUCGCCGUCCAGACACAACGGUAACAAUUUACGAUCCACGCCCAGACUUCGAAGCUCAACUCCGGAACACACUGCCCACCUACCUAGACCCUUCUCAAAUCCCAACCCCGGAAGAAAAAGACGAAAACCUAUCCACCCUGCUAUCUACCCGGCUAACCCUGGCAACAACAAUCCAACAAGCCGUCCAAAACGCAACGAUAAUCCAAGAACAAUCCCCCGAAGUAACAGCCUCGAAACAGGCUCUCUGGCAAGAAGUCACAAAAUACACGCAGCCAGACGCACAUCUAUGGAGUAGUUCAUCUGGGAUCGCGGCCUCGGCUCAAAGUGCGCUUUGUAGUCCCGAUGUCGUGGAAAGAUUACUCGUUGCGCACCCGUUUAAUCCGCCGCAUGUUAUGCCGCUUGUGGAGAUUGUGCCUGGACCUGGGACUAGAAGUGAGGAGGUGGAGUUUGUUCAGAGAUAUUUUGAAGGAGUUCCGGGUCCGGGUUCGUCUGGGGAGCAAUACUACAGACCUAUCGUGCUUCAUAAGGAGAUUACUGGGUUUGUGGGGAAUAGACUUGCGUUUGCGUUGUUGCGGGAAGCUUGUUAUCUUGUUGGGGAGGGGGUUGUUUCAGUGAAGGACUUGGAUGCGCUUGUUAUGGCUAGUUUGGGGCCUAGGUGGGCUGGUAGUGGUGUUUUUGAGAGUUAUCAUGCGGGUGGUGGGGAGGGUGGGAUUGGGGGGUUUUUGGAGAAGCUGGCGCCCACGUUGGGGAAUGUUUGGGGGCAGCUGGGGGCGGUUGAUAUUGAUGGGGAGCAGGAUGGUACUGGGGCUUUGUGGAGGGAGGCUGUUGUGAGACAGGCCGAGGAGGCGUAUGGACCUUCUAUGUUAGCGGAAGAGCGUCGGAAAAAGGAGGUGAUGACGAAGGGUAUAGUCGAGAUGCAGAAAAGACUUCUGUGA
Messenger RNA from Penicillium longicatenatum, 1008 nucleotides. RefSeq names its product Dehydrogenase multihelical. Gene Ontology annotation, molecular function: oxidoreductase activity, acting on the CH-OH group of donors, NAD or NADP as acceptor; NAD+ binding. The transcript has a single exon. Gene Ontology annotation, biological process: fatty acid metabolic process. The record is from RefSeq and is a predicted model, not a curated record. The coding region runs from base 1 to 1008 and encodes 335 amino acids. Lineage: Eukaryota; Fungi; Ascomycota; Eurotiomycetes; Eurotiales; Aspergillaceae.